GUCGAAAAGGCUACGAGUUGCCAUGUCGAAGAAGAAAUUACGUCAUGUAACGUCAUUGUGACCAAGGUUGUUAAUGUAAAACUGUACAGGUAGCAAAUAUGAGCAUUUUGUGACCGAAAGAGCCGUAUCACCUUGGUGGAGAUGAGCGUCCACUGCGUCCUGACGUCCGCUGGCCGGAGCUUGUCACCAUCGUGUCCCGCCGUUGGGCUCCUCCAUCGCCUUCCGCUUCUUCCCUGCUCCAUCAAACGAAGAAAUAUGUCCUUCAGAAGACAGAUGGACCAUCUAGAGAGGACUGCUCUCAAUCAAAGACAAAGUGCUGUUUAUCCUGCUCAAGUGUGCGGCAUCAUGAAUGAGUCGGAAUCUGUAAAGCGUCUCAGGAUAACUGCUCAUCCAGAUUUUAACUUCAAGGCAGGACAAUGGGUGGAUUUCUUCAUCCCAGGAGUGGAGAAGGUGGGAGGUUUCUCCAUGUGCUCCAGUCCGGGUCUGCUGCAGAGGGAGGGCGUCGUGGAGCUGGCCGUCAAAUUUGCCAAUCACCCGCCGGCACGCUGGGUUCACACUGCGUGCGCUCUAGGCUCUCAGGUGGCCAUGCGCGUGGGCGGCGACUUCUACUUCGACCCCUCACCUUCGGAUCCCGCCGCGGAUCUGCUGCUGGUCGCCGGUGGCGUGGGCAUCAACCCGCUCUACUCCAUUUUGUCGCACGCGGCCGAUCUGCUGCCGCUCGGCCGGGCCUCGGGCGGGCGGGGCUGCAACGUCGGCUCGGUCCACCUCUGCUACAGCGCCAAGACCACCGAGGAGCUGCUCUUCAAGAAUCCGAUCCUGCGGGUGUGCAGGGAGUUUCCGGACAAGCUGACGUGUGAAUUCCACGUCACCCAGCAGAGCGCAGAUAUUGAGCCGCAUCUCCAGCCGUUUGUCAGCCGUGGGAGAAUCACACAGGAAGAGCUGCGGACACACGUGGACCCCCAGAGGACUUUGUGUUACCUGUGUGGACCUCCGCCCAUGAUCGAGGCCAUUUCCAAAACCCUCUCGGCCCUCGGCCUACCGCAAGACAGAAUUCUCUUUGAGAAAUGGUGGUAGCCGCCGCUCCCGCUCCCGCAGCGGCGCUGUGUUGGGCAAUCGGACUCCCCGUUUUGAGCUUCUUUUUGCAGUUGCGCGCUGGGAGUUGAAAGACGACAGAAGGAAUAAAAGCGACGUGGAAGUGCUCAGGCGUGCAGCUGAAACCCGCACGUUGACCCACAUCAUUUGAACUGGGACCACCGAAUGCGUUUUGGGUCAUGGAUGUGCGGGUCAAAUAUUUCUUGACUCUCAUUUCGAGUGCUGAUAUUUUAUUAAGAUUAAUGCGUUAUAACACCGAUGGAAACAUUUAUAAGACAGUCAAUUCCAAUUGUUUGAGUAAUUUGCAGUCACUCUUUACCGCUAGUAUGACAUAAACGGAAAACAUUGUAAAUCCCGGUUUACAAGCCGCGUUAGCACCACUGCGCUAGCGCAGGGCUCAACAUCCUUUUUGAGGCCGAGGGCUACUUCGUGAGCACCGAUCGUAUAAAGAGCUACGUGACCUGUUUGCGUCAAAAUUUCAGACUCAGUUCAUUACACGUACAUAUAAUAUUUUCGUUUUCAUUUAUUGUAGUAAAUGACAGACGUAUUUUAAAACUUUAAUUCACGUAAACAAGUCAGAUUCAGAAUUUAGAGCACAGGUAAUAGUAACAAUUUGUGGCCUAUGGUAUUUUUAGAACAUACCUCCCGGGCGCCUUAUAUGGUCCUCGCGUUGGUGACCGCUGCGCUAGCUUUAGCACCGCCGCGUUAGCGUUAGCACGGCCGCUCUAGCAUUAAACACUUGUGUACCGAGGCUCAUCACCAGGUGCGGUGUGUCGGCCGGGAAUUACAGUAUUUAAUCAUCAUUUCCCCGAUGCUAUUUUCCAUCUUGUAAUUGGCUCAAUGUUUUAUUAAUUUACAUAUUUUGAGGUUGAGUCCUCAUCUAGAUUUGACAGCCGAGUAAAUCGUCGCAUUGGCCAAUUUUCCGUGUUUUGACUUGCACUCAUAGAUUGAACACACUAGUCCCUCCCCCCCAGACUAUCAUUUUUACACGGCUCAGUGAGAAACCCACGGCUCAGACCGUAAUGGAGCCUCCAGGUGGGCCCCUGAUUGGUCCGUACCCGUAAGACCUCCCGCGGAGACCGUCGCGAGCUUCUCCCCGAGCGUCACUCGGCGGGGGUGCCGUCGUUUCAUUUGAGUUGCUCCACGAGGGAAACGUUCGACGCUCUAACGUGAUGAUUGAAUGAAAUAAAUGACGGAGAAGCCGCGUGAAAUGCUUCAUUUACUUUCGCUUCGGAUGGAAACGCUCGUGUUGCACACAAAACAAAACAAAAUAAAUAGCACUGUACACAAUUUCCAUUUUACAGUAAGCAAAAUACACUCAUCGGACACGAUAACAGGUACACUCGCAUUUGUAAAAGCAAAUUUCGAUACAGUUCAUUGGAUUUCUUUGGCAGCGAGUAGUAAGCCAAACGAUGCACUUGACAAUAUGAACGUUCUCAAGGGAAAAUAUGCAUGCUAGCUGUCAAAAUUCUCAAGCUGUGAUAAAACAUGAAUCCCGCUAAGCCGGGAUGGAAACAUUAUGCACAAGUAGACCACAAUACACUGUACGUAUUAUUUUCAUUUGGGUAACAUGAUCCUAAUUUUUUGGAAUAAAUGGGGUACGGUUUGCAAAACAGCUAACGCUAAAAAUAGCAACAUUUUGUCACAUUUAACUGUUAAGAAGUGUGGAUUUUCAAAUACAUUUUUUUUUUGCACAUUUGCAACAUUGUAUUACAUAGAUCACAUCAAAAUAGUAAUUACUAAACCUAGAUGUUAAUUCUAAAUGGAGGUAUUAAAUCUAAAUGUUAACUUUGAAUGUUAAAUCGGAAUUUUUGGAUCAAAUUAACAGUUUUUAGUGUCCCUUUUAUAAAACUCCAAAUAACAUUUUUUUGUAGUUACUAUCACCACAAUCUAUGUUCGUCAGUAAUUAGAGAUUUUUUAUUAUAAAUGAAAC
Syngnathoides biaculeatus (alligator pipefish) is the source of this 3025-nucleotide messenger RNA. It is a transcript of the gene oxnad1, whose product is annotated as oxidoreductase NAD-binding domain containing 1. The transcript has 8 exons. NCBI's taxonomy places the organism in Eukaryota, Metazoa, Chordata, Actinopteri, Syngnathiformes, Syngnathidae. The record is from RefSeq and is a predicted model, not a curated record. Gene Ontology annotation, cellular component: mitochondrion. The coding region runs from base 142 to 1074 and encodes 310 amino acids. Gene Ontology annotation, molecular function: oxidoreductase activity.